Messenger RNA from Aspergillus nidulans FGSC A4, 476 nucleotides. Its product is annotated as putative small nuclear ribonucleoprotein SmD3. The record is from RefSeq and is a predicted model, not a curated record. Gene Ontology annotation, cellular component: U5 snRNP; U1 snRNP; post-mRNA release spliceosomal complex. Gene Ontology annotation, biological process: 7-methylguanosine cap hypermethylation; mRNA splicing, via spliceosome; spliceosomal snRNP assembly. NCBI's taxonomy places the organism in Eukaryota, Fungi, Ascomycota, Eurotiomycetes, Eurotiales, Aspergillaceae. Bases 1 to 351 code for a protein of 116 amino acids. The transcript is spliced from 4 exons. Gene Ontology annotation, molecular function: RNA binding; mRNA binding.
AUGGGCAAGUUAACCAGCACAAUCGGUAUCCCGAUCAAGCUUUUGAACGAAGCGCAGGGUCACGUUGUCACCCUCGAAAUCACCUCUGGUGUCGUCUACCGCGGGAAACUCCUCGAGGCGGAGGAUAACAUGAACGUCCAACUGAAAGACAUUACCGUCACAGCGCGCGAUGGCCGCGUCUCGCAUCUCGACCAGGUUUACAUCCGCGGCAGCCACGUACGAUUCUUUAUUGUGCCGGAUAUGCUACGAAAUGCCCCCAUGUUCCGUACACGAGGACAGCGCGGCAGAGGUGUCGGUCUGGCGCGUGGUAAGGCGACGGUGCAGAGGGCCCGGGGACAGAGGAGAGGAUAGGUGUAUUGAAGAUGAAAAGGGGUCAAUCGGAUCUGGUCUGGCCGGCGUUGGAUGAACUUUUUCUUUUCUGUGUAUUUCGUUUGUUACAUGGCUGAGGGGAAAAUAAAUGACUUGAAUGGGCUGAG